AUGAGGGUAUGGGAGUCCGUGACAAUCGGGUUGUUCCUGCUGACCAUUGUGCACUCGAGCCCCCUUUCCAGAAACCGCCGUCGGUCUGCCUCGAGGAGAGCGCGCGCUGCUGCCACAGACGGUCUCCUCGACUCCCCGGUCGAGCCGUACCAUUCACCGACUCAGUCAUCAACACACGAAAACACGGAGACAACAGAGAGAGAGGAGAUGUCGGAAACGAAAGAAUUCAACAUGGCCGACCUUCAUCCUGACCAGUUUGAGGAUGUGGUGGACUUCAUCAGAGUGACCAUCAGCAGGAUCCGGAGGACCUCUGGCCCCGGAGCGCUGAGGGAGAGGAAGAAGGAGGGAGGGGGAGGAGGAGGAAGAGGACGAGGGGGAGGAGGAGGAGAGGUCAGACAGAACCCCAAGGGAGGGAGGAGGGGGGGAGGAGGCGGGGGGAGGAGAGGAGGGGGCUGUGUUCUGAAGCAGAUCCACAUGAACGUGUCUGACCUGGGUCUGGGGUUCCAGACCAGCGAGGAGAUGAUCUUCAGGUACUGCAGCGGCCCCUGCCGCAACUCAGAAACAAACUACGACAAGAUCCUCAGCAACCUAUCACACAGCAGGAAGCUGCCGCAAAACACGGCCCCUCACGCCUGCUGCCGGCCAAUCGCGUUCGACGAUGAUCUCUCCUUCCUGGACGACAACUUGAUCUACCACACCAUGAAGAGACACUCAGCCAGGAAGUGUGGAUGCGUGUGACUUCCUGUGUGGAUGUGGAAGACUUCCUGUGUGGAUGUGGAAGACUUCCUGUGUGGAUGCGUGUGACUUCCUUUGUGGAUGUGGAAGACUUCCUGUGUGGAUGCGUGUGACUUCCUUUGUGGAUGUGGAAGACUUCCUGUGUGGAUGCGUGUGACUUCCUGUGUGGAUGUGGAAGACUUCCUGUGUGGAUGCGUGUGACUUCCUUUGUGGAUGUGGAAGACUUCCUGUGUGGAUGCGUGUGACUUCCUUUGUGGAUGUGCAAGACUUCCUGUGUGACAUCAGGGGCAAAAGAGAACGUUGCAGAGGUGGUUCCGUGAUCAGAGCCCAACUCUCUGGCAGGGAUUUUCUACAUGAGAACCAGGGUUCAAAUCCCCUUGUGGAUUCAUGCAAGCUUUAAAGUGGGGUGGAUUUGGGUAAAGUGUCCCUAUAAGAGGGGGGCGACCCAGGGAUCGAAUCCCCCUCUUUGCUGCGACAGGAGAACAUGUGACCUCUUGACUUGCAGUCAAGUGCUAUCUAUGUAAACUAGACACAUUUUAUACACAUAAUAUUUAUAGACUUAAUUAUUAUUAUGACGUAUUAACUUAUUGAUAUUUAUUUUCUGUUUUUGUAUUACAGAUGAAUGUCUAUGUGGGUAUUUAUUGUUAU
Osmerus eperlanus (European smelt) is the source of this 1383-nucleotide messenger RNA. It is a transcript of the gene gdnfb, whose product is annotated as glial cell derived neurotrophic factor b. Gene Ontology annotation, biological process: negative regulation of neuron apoptotic process; positive regulation of branching involved in ureteric bud morphogenesis; peripheral nervous system development. The transcript has 2 exons. Bases 1 to 738 code for a protein of 245 amino acids. The record is from RefSeq and is a predicted model, not a curated record. NCBI's taxonomy places the organism in Eukaryota, Metazoa, Chordata, Actinopteri, Osmeriformes, Osmeridae. Gene Ontology annotation, molecular function: growth factor activity; receptor tyrosine kinase binding; glial cell-derived neurotrophic factor receptor binding.